Molecule: messenger RNA, 939 nt
Organism: Plasmodium gonderi
Lineage: Eukaryota; Apicomplexa; Aconoidasida; Haemosporida; Plasmodiidae
Product: glutaredoxin-like protein
Exons: 1
Coding region: 1-939 (312 amino acids)
Source: RefSeq, a predicted model, not a curated record
AUGAAGAAACACAACAUGUUCUCCCAUUUUGUUUCCCUCCUUGGUACACACCCCUUUUAUGCAACUUACAUGAAUUGUUCGCCGAGGGAAAAAUAUUGCGACAUAGACAUCCUUAACCAGUUGCAAAUGAAAAAUAAAGUACCUCCUUUGGAAAGCAUAAAUAUCAAAAGGGGGAAGCGAUGCGCUAAUAAUAUAUUAUUAACACGUUAUAAAAAUUUUGUCAUAACUUUUAAUGAAAAAAAAAAAAAAAAAAAAUAUUUAAAAGAAAAUAUAAAGGGGGUAAACAACAAAAUAUAUUAUGAAAAUAAUUUUCCAAAAAAAAAUCAAGUACUACAGAAGAGGUACAAUUACUUUUUAAGUCCUCAAAUUGUUAAGUGUGAUGGAAAGGAUAAUUACAAAUAUGUUAAUAAUAAAGGGGAAGAUGGUGGUUUUUUUGUAAACAAUAAAAGCUAUAAGAAUGUAAAGAGUAAGAAAAUUACUCUCGGGAAAGAAAAGAAAGACCAUGUAAAUCAAGGCGAAUUGGGACAUCCAGACAGCUUAUGUAGUGAGAAUGUGAACGAUCAUUUGAACAGUGAGACAGAACUAUGCAAUGAUACACCAAGUGGAGGAGAAAAGAAAGCAGAACUAACAGAAGAUGCAUUUAAUUUUAUUGAAAGCAUAAUAAAAAAACAUAAAAUAGUUCUUUUCAUGAAAGGAACAGCAUUAAACCCGUUUUGUAAAUAUAGUAAACAAGCAAUACAUAUUUUAAAGUUAAACAAGGUCAAAGAAAUACGAACUGUCAAUGUAUUGGAAAAUGAACAGUUGAGAAGUUCUUUAAAAAAUUAUUCCCAAUGGCCUACAUUCCCACAGUUAUAUGUCAACGGAAAUUUUGUUGGAGGCAUAGACAAAUUGCAAGAGUUACAUGACAAUAAAAAAUUAAAAGACAUACUGGAGCAUUGA